GCUUGCGUCGACUACGCCAAUAGAGAAAUCGCUCUCGGUAAUUCGGGAAAAUUUGAUAAGGAGGAUUUCACACUUGCCGUUCAACCGUUUUUCCGCGACAUUGUCACACCACCCAUGAAGGACGGAAAAAUCAAUAUGAAAUUCUUUGCCCCAGACUGCUUCCACUUUUCUCAGUGGGGUCAUGGUAUCGUUUCCACUUGGUUGUGGAAGAAUAUUCUUGAACCAGCUGAUAAGAAGACCACACAAGGAGAUCUCACCAAUCCGGCAAUACCACUUGCAUGUCCUGAUCCGAAAUGCCCUUUCAUCCGAACAAAUCUCAACAGCAAGGACUGCAGCAAGUACAUGACUCCGAGCAAAUAG
Ostertagia ostertagi is the source of this 360-nucleotide messenger RNA. Lineage: Eukaryota; Metazoa; Nematoda; Chromadorea; Rhabditida; Trichostrongylidae. The record is from the annotation of a GenBank genome assembly.